This is a messenger RNA of Mesorhabditis spiculigera, 381 nucleotides long. The record is from the annotation of a GenBank genome assembly. NCBI's taxonomy places the organism in Eukaryota, Metazoa, Nematoda, Chromadorea, Rhabditida, Rhabditidae.
AUGAAAUUCCUAGAAAAGCGCCGAAAUCGCCAAUUUCUACAGUUCUCGGCUGCGUCAUUACUUUUUGCGGUUGUCAUCUAUUUUUUCGCUGCCUCCACUACAGGCCAGUCCGCGGGUGUUGCGUUAAAGGAAUGGUUGAAGACUUUCCUGGUGUGGCUGGAUCAACUCGUAUUUUUCGCCCUCGUUGCCGCAACUGCGACGUUUUUCUACUACAAAACCGUUCCCGUGCCGGCACCCAGAAGAUUCGAUACGACCUUGAAGAAGUUGGCUCCGGGAGAAAAGGUGUAUCCAGUCCUACAGUCCACAUUCCACGAGCCGCCACCACCUUUUGUCGAGCGGGAGCCGACGGAAACUGAAUAUGGAUAUAGGAUGAAAUUCACC